UCUCAUUCUAACCUUUUGGUACUUCCAUCCAAUCAUAACACAUUGAACUUCGCAUAUAAGAGUCCACUGCCAGUUAGCUCCUACGGUCUGACACUGUCCACGCGCAGCCACGCUCAAGCACAAGAUUGACGGUGUCUCCUGCUCUCCUGCAUGCUGUGCGUUCCAUGGGUCGCGUGAUGUUUUUCCCGAAAUAGAGUGUGAAAGCUCGUUUUCCAGCUGGAGUGACAGAAUUGUUUCUUCAUCGAAGCUGUGGCCGCUGGUCACAUGUCUCCUGUUUCUUAUGAACAGCGUCUGAUUCUUACCCUGAUUGCAGCGCGGCAGGACCAUCACCCUUCUUGUUACUUUUCUAGAUGUUGUGGUGUCUCCUUUCUGACUGACUGUAUGAUAUCAUUGUUUCUACGGGCAUCAGACCAGUUGAUGAGUGUGGAAGAAGGGGCUAUUCUUCGCGUGUGCUGAUAUAAACGUAGAAAAUUGCGACUCUAGUUGCUCUAACUCGCAAUGUGUAGAACUGGUGGGUGACUUCCAGCGAGGACGCAGUACCAUCAUGGUGCUGUAAAUCAAGCGAAUUCACACCAUGAAUCAAGCUUCCUGCACAGAUAUCAACAAUGUUUUGCCACGCUGGGGGAGGAAAUCAGUCCUCACCACGAACAGCUGACAGUUACGCGGAAUGAAGUCGUUCUGCGACUGAGGCCCUUUGUCACCUAUACUACUGCCUCGAGGAAAAUGGGGUUCCCUUCAGCUCUCUGGCUGAUACCCUUGUAUCUUACCCAUCUUUUGCUGUUUUUUUGUGGCGGUGCCUCAUGUACCCAGUUAUGCAGUCCAAUUUGGUAUCCACCCAUUUCUCAUGCACAUAUUCUCCAGUGGCCUCUGCUUUCGAACGAGGUGAAUGACCACGCAGUAACGCGUUUUCUACAUUCACGACAUCUUCUUUCAAGGCUGCCCGCUGUGUUGUCAGCAGCCUUCAAGGAUAGGGCGGUGCCAAGUUUUGUGUAUAGCCGACGGCGUGAUAAAUACCAGAACACAAAUAGUCGCGGUUUUCUUUCAAUGACGCGAUCUGCCGUCCCACAUGCCUUUCAGUUUCCCGGUGGUUUCAUGUGUGGGCCUUUUCUUGAACAAAGGGACUAUCUGAAGCAUUCCUGUCUUAGCGCAUUGCGGAGGGGAUCACCUUUAGAUCAGGGACAGAGAAUGCCGUAUACACUGUCAACAGUGUCGGGCUUCAAGGGAUGCGAUGUGAGAGUCCCACCAAUUGGACCCCUCUGUCCACACCACUCCAGCCUGCAUAUGGAUACGCGUUCGCCAGUCAGGGGUCCCCGCGCAUCACGGUUAUUUGCCUCGCGAGCGACUGAUGCGCAGAACACACCAGCCACAGCAUCCCGGCGAAGUACUGGUUUCUUAGUGAGAGUACCUUCGUUCGUACACAGACUGGCUGCGGCAGCGAUGUACUUCGUGCCGAACCUCGAACUGCUUCAGACAUUUUUGCCCUUUUUGACUACGAUGCUGCCCUCCGCCGCCCCACUUUGGACCAUUGCCGCCAGAUGUCUGGAGCUGUACAGCAGGAUUCCUUGUGCUUCCUUACUCUCUUUCGGGGCUCCAUACACUCUCCUUAUAAAGAAGAAGGAGCUGUUCAAGCCGUCGUAUUUCCUCCGGCACCACACAAUGACGGCUUUGCUACUGUCUAUGCUGCAGUACACGCUGAGCAUGAUAUAUCUCAAGGGAGUUAGUGCCUCCGUCACAGGAACAGCUCAUGAAACAAUCGUCCUAUCACUGUUCAUCACAGCUCAGACACUUCUGCUGAGCUCGAUGUUCAGUGCCCUUAGCGCAAAGUAUGCGUGGGUGCCUGUAGUGACCGAGGCUGUCACCAUGCACAUCGGCGAGAAGCCGUCAGACUCGUACUGAACAAGUUGCAGUAGGUGUUCCAGGGGGUUCUACUUCUCAUUGCCUACGCAAGGUGCCCUUUGCUGGUAUGCACGUCUUGUGUGUUUUGCUCAAGCAAGGAAAUUUUGAGGUACUACUGUGCUUUCUUGGACACGCGUACUGUCUUGCCACAGAUCAGGUACAUGUCCGUGGCGUUAGGAUUGCGAUAGAAAGAAUCCUACAGCGGCACCAUAUACCCAGCUGAUUUGUUUCGUGAUCGGAAUCGUAGGCGAUUUGUAAGAAGACCAAGCAAUUUGGAGUAUCCUCUCUCAUCUUGUUUUCAGAAUCUCGAUGACGUGAUGUUUCGUGACAUUCAGAGUGUGAAUUGCGGUACCGGUCAGCAUUUGAUUGAAAACAGCCACAAGGUUCGCGUAUAUGUUCGACCCUUUCUACUUCGACUGCGGGGAUAACAAGAACAUCGCGUAUUCGAUCGGAACAUGCGGAAAAGUUUCCGUGAUGCGGAUUCAUUGUGUAGGCACGGUGGAUCCAGUAUGUGCAGAUUUUUAUUGGAGACAGUUGGUUCCGCAACGACGCAACCGCGGAGGCCGGCUCCCGCAGAAUAGAAUAUAAGCAGUUUGACUAC
Toxoplasma gondii ME49 is the source of this 2497-nucleotide messenger RNA. RefSeq names its product TIC20 (gene TIC20). NCBI's taxonomy places the organism in Eukaryota, Apicomplexa, Conoidasida, Eucoccidiorida, Sarcocystidae. The transcript is spliced from 4 exons. The record is from RefSeq and is a predicted model, not a curated record. Bases 724 to 1896 code for a protein of 390 amino acids.